Acanthocheilonema viteae is the source of this 6471-nucleotide messenger RNA. NCBI's taxonomy places the organism in Eukaryota, Metazoa, Nematoda, Chromadorea, Rhabditida, Onchocercidae. The record is from the annotation of a GenBank genome assembly.
AUGCAACAUCACGUACAUCUGUCCACUUCAAAAUAUCAACUAAAAAGAGUAAUACUGCGAUGCUUUCACGAUCGUUGCGCCGUUCCACGAGUUGUCGACGAUCCAGAAGGGAAAAUGCAUCCAAUAACAGAUGCCGGAUAUAGAUACCGUUACCAUCGACCAGGUAUUGACCCUUUGCCACGGCUAGCGAACUGCAAGGUACCAGUACAUAAACCUGAUUAUAAAGUACGCGAUUGCUGGUCUACAGCACAAGCGAGGUUUGGUGAGAAUGACUAUAUUGACUUAUUGGGUGAUGGAAAUAUCCAUCCAGCGCAGUUACAGUAUCAUGUCCCAGCUUGGCUUCGUGGCUUUCCAGGUCAACAUCGAGCCAAUGAAUUGGUGAAACUGAUUCAUUUCCGGAAUUUGUAUAAGGAGAAAAUGCAAAUCAAUUCACCUCGACGGUGGUAUGAUUUGCAGAAAAGAAUCAAAUAUUUGCUUCAGAAACAUAAUUACUACAAACAGGAUGAAUUGAGAGAUGAGCGAUAUUUAGGAAGUAUGGUGGUUCGAGCAAGUGAUGUAGACAAAAAUUUUUUCACUCCACGCGACUAUCAGGUUGAAUUGCUGGACAAAGCAUGCAAAAGAAAUAUUAUUGUACCCCUCGGGACAGGGUCAGGCAAAACUUUUAUUGCUGUUUUACUAAUCAAGGAGUACACAACCAAACUUGUAACACCAUGGAAAAAUGGUGGCAAGCGGGCUUUCUUUCUGGUCGAUAAAGUUUCUCUAGUUGAACAACAAGCGGCACAUAUAGAACAUCAUACAACACUGACUGUGGGAAGAAUGCAUGGACAUUUGAAUCAGGAUAUUUGGUUAGAACCUGCCAAAUUCGACGCAUUCAUUACGUUACACGAAGUAGAUCCUUGGGUUACGGUACUAACUGCCCAGAUCUUCUUAGACUUACUUGAUCAUGGUUUCUUCAGUAUGUCGAAUGCUGCCGUUAUCAUCUUCGAUGAAUGCCAUCACGUAUUGGGUAGCAAACAUCCAUAUAGAUUAAUCAUGCAUCGAUAUGGACAGCUUACUGAAGCAGAUCGGCCUCGAAUUCUCGGUCUCACAGCAUCUUUGAUCAAUAGCAAAGUACCACCGAAUAGUUUAGAAAAACUUUUGGAAAAAUUGGAAAGGAUCAUGCAUAGCUCUAUUGAAACAGCAAGUGACCUAGUCUCCGUAGAAGUGUCGAGUUAUGUAAUAAAGUGCAUUCAGAUUUCUAAAUAUGGGGCCAGACCGAAAGAAUAUGUCGUAAUGUGUCACGACUUCUUUUGUCGUACAUGCGAAAUUAGCAAAAAAGUUAUCAAUACUUUGGAAGAUUUACGUACCUUUUGCCUGAAAUGUACUGAAUUCCACCCAGAAUUUGAUGUUGAUCCAAGGAAACCUGUUCUUGAAGCAGUGAGUCGAACGAAGUCUGUUUUGGAACAACUAGGGCCGUGGUGUGCAUGGAAGCUGUUCCAACGACAACUGAAAAAACAUUCAGGACAAGGUUUCUUGCCUGAAAAGCAAGUCGUCUUCCUACAAAUGGCACACACAACAAUGCGUUUCACUAAACGUUUGUUGGAUAAUAAAGUGGCUAGCAUACGAUGCUUCAAUGAUAUGAAACCAAUACUGCCAGAUCGCUUAGCAAGACUGUUUGAAAUUUUAAAGUUCUUCAGUCCUUCGAAUAUGGAAAAAGUAGAUCCAGACUUCACAUUUUGUGGUAUCAUCUUCGUGGAGCAGCGUUAUGUCGCUUACACCUUGAUAAGAGCAAUGUCACGGUGGGACAGUGAUAAAUUUGGGUACCUAGUUUCGGACUUCGUCAUCGGGUAUAGCAGUGUCAAUUUUGGUGCAGAGGAAACAAUGGCAUUGCAUAAGAGACAGGAAUUGGUUUUACGUAGAUUCCGUCAGCGCCAUUUGAAUCUAUUAGUUGCGACAAGUGUUCUGGAAGAAGGUGUAGAUGUGAGGCAAUGCAAUGUGGUUAUUCGUUUCGAUCGGCCUACUGAUUACCGUGCUUAUAUACAGUCAAAAGGAAGAGCACGAAAAGAUGGCGCAAGUUAUUUCCUACUGGUCGAAGAAAGAGAUCGUGAACAGUGUUCCUGUGAUUUGAAGGAUUUUUUGCAAAUCGAAAAAAUGUUACUGAAGCGAUAUCGUAACGUGCAUAAUCCACCGGAAUCAAUGAUUUUACCGAACAUAGAAACAACGGAUGAUAUCAUUGCACCAUACAUUGUUGAAAGUACUGGAGCGCGAGUUACCUUAACUACUGCUAUAAGCCUUGUAAACAGAUAUUGCGCCAAACUUCCCAGCGAUAUAUUUACCCGUUUGGUUCCGCAAAAUACAAUAGUGCCAGAAACUGUAGGUGAUCGAGUGAUGUACCGAGCGGAAUUGUUGUUACCAAUCAAUUCACCGAUCAAGGAAACGAUUAAAUUAAAGAAACCAUUAGAGAGCAAGAAGCUUGCACAAAUGGCUGUUGCUUUGGAAGCUUGUAGAAGGUUGCAUAAACGAAAAGAGCUGAAUGAUUAUUUACUUCCGGUUGGUAAAGAUACCAUUAUGCUAACAGCUCUUGAUGAAGAUCCGGAUGAAUUCAUCCCAAAUAUGAAUUAUAAAGUUGGAUCAGCUCGAAGGAGACAAUUAUACGAUAAAAGAAUGGCAAAAGCAUUGCAUAAUGCAAUUCCACGUGUUGGUGAAGAAUGCUACAUCUAUGUUUUAGAAAUGAAUCUCAUCAAAGCAGUAACUGGUGCUGCGAAUCCAAAAAAUCGUCGAAUUAUAAAUCCUCUGGAUACCGAAUUCUGCUUUGGAUUUCUUUCCAAUAAAAAAAUACCGAAAGUGCCAUCGUUUCCAUUAUUUCUGCGUCAAGGUCGUAUGCAAGCGAAUAUUUUCCUUGUCAAAUCGCGUCUUCUUGUUGACACUGAAAUGUUGGAGCUCCUAAAGGCAUUCCAUCAUUAUUUGUUCGACAGUGUUCUCCGACUGGUAAAAGGAGGCCUAGUUUUUGUCCCCGACAAGGCUCCAGUCAAUGUUUUGAUAGUUCCACUUCGACGUGGUAUAGUUUUUUUCUCAUUAGAGAGAAAUAGUGAGACCGGUGAAGUGGAUUUCAAACUAGAUUACGCAUAUGUUCGAAAUGUUGUUUCAUCGAUUGAUGAAUUGCCGCGGAUUCCAACGGAAAUUGAAAGACUGGCUUUCAAAUUCGAUGCAGCUAAAUUUCGGGAUGCUGUUGUUAUGCCAUGGUAUCGGGACCGAGAUCAUCCGUCAUUUUACUGUGUUGCUGAGAUAAUCGAUGCUAAGCCAUCGUCCAAAUUUCCAGACGAGAAGUUUGCAACAUUUAACGACUACUUCAUUCAGAAAUAUGAUAUAGUCAUCUAUGAUCAAGAGCAGCCGCUUCUAGAUGUUGAUUAUACUUCGAGUGUAGGUGAACAUUACUUUUAUAGUCGCUUGAAUCUUUUAAUGCCUCGACAUUGGUCACGUUCAAGAAAUCGGAUUGCCGAAGAAAGAAGCUUAGAAAUUAGCGGAAUGUCGCAGGGACAAAUUUUGGUACCUGAACUUGUUGAUGUGCAUCCGAUUGCUGCCUCUCUAUGGAGCGUUAUUGCAGCCCUUCCAACACUGCUUUAUCGGAUUAAUAGUUUGUUAUUGGCGGACGAGUUGCGUGAAUUGGUAAUGCGUGAAGCAUUUUCUAACCCUAAUUAUACCACUUCUGAUGACGUUUAUUGGAUGCCGUUGGAUUAUCCAACUCCAAUGGAUGAUCUAGAGAUGAGACCAGUGCAAAGAAUUUGUGAUCUGAAAAAGAAGCAGUGCGUUUUCCUUUUUGUGCAUUCUGAUGACUGUGAAAAUCAACAUUAUGCGGAACAGAAAAGUCAAGAAAGUAAUGAUGCGGAGACGAAUUCUAGCGCUGGAAUGGCUGAUUUUGAAAUCGGCGUUUGGGAUCCUGAGCUUGCAAGAGGACUGGAAGAUUUUUCUUUGAAUAAAGGAAAACGUGACGAAAUUAAAGGAUUCGAAGAUGUUGACGUAAGUUAUUGGGGAUUUUACGGGGACACAUUGGGUCUUAUGAUAAAUGGUUCUGCCUUACGACAGCAUGGUGACAUGUCGGAUGAUGACGAUGAAGAUGCCGUUGUGUUGUUCGAUUUCAUAAACAGUGUCCAUGAACGCCUCGGAAAAGAAAGUGGCGAUAUAUUUGCACCACGAGAAAACAUCACAUCAUCUGGUUGGGAUGAUUUGAUUGUAAUAGAAGAAGCGGCACCUAAUGGAAUUAAUAUGCCCUUGUCUGUGAAUAGUGGAGAUUCCCAGAUUGACAGUCGAGGCUUAAUGGCAGAUUUAUCACGGAUGAGUUGGCUUCUGGACAUGCCCAGUGCAGUACCUGUGGUACCAGUAGAUAGUGUAAACCAAAUCGAUGUUGAUGUAAAGAAGCAAACCAUAAAAAAUAGCAACAAUCGACAUUCUUUACUUACUAGAAAGCCUGCACAGUUAUAUCUCGAUUCGUUAGAAAGAUUGGAAGAUUCGGAUCGGGGAUCAUCAAAGUCAAAUCGUCAAGAAGAAUGUAUUGACUUGAUCGAUUUUUGUGAUGAGGUGGACGAAAUUUUAUCUUAUGAACAUAAUGACACGGUACCGUUUGAUUUGAGCUAUUUCAAAGGCUGUUUAUUGGAUACUGAUGUCGAAUUAGAUACUGUUGAAGUGCUAUCACCCACGAAAAUACCAUUGCAUCAGGACGAAAAACUGACGGAUGAAGAGAUGAUAAGAUCAUCAAGCGAUUUAGAAUUAUUUUUGCAAAUAUCACGCGAUGGUGAUGCUACAAAGUUGGCUUGUUCAGCGGUGCAUGCAAAUACAGUUAAUAGAAAGCAAGAAGUAAUUGCUCCAGCCCUCGACUGGAUGACAUUUUCGUUCGAAAAAGAUACCUUCAAUGAUCAUCCAGAUGGUGUCUCACCAUGCACCUUACUGCAGGCCUUGACACUGUCUAAUGCAUCCGAUGGUAUCAAUUUGGAACGUCUGGAGACUGUUGGUGAUUCAUUCUUGAAAUAUGCCGUAACUGAUUACUUAUUUCACACCAAUCCUGAUCAACACGAGGGGAAACUUAGUUUUGCGAGGAGUAAAGAGGUAUCAAAUUGCAAUUUAUAUCGUUUGGGAAAGAAGCAUAAUCUUCCCUCUUUGAUCAUUGGUUCAAAAUUUGAUCCAAAUGAUGGAUGGUUACCUCCUUGUUACGCACCAACAUCAGACUUUAAAGCACCGAAUACAUUGGAUGCAGAAGAACGUGACAAGUUCAUCGAAAAUGUUCUUGAAGGAAAAGCAGUCGAAGGACAGGAACCGGUAAAAGUACCUACAGGUUGGGAUGAGUCUGACAGAAAUAGUCAAGUUCGACGGAUUGCUAAUGGUAUCGAAACUAUUGAAUUUCCAAAGAAUAUGACAACAAGUUGGGAUGGUGAAGAGAUUACACCGUUGCCAUAUAAUCUGUUAACACAACAAAGUUUGGGUGACAAAUCAAUUGCUGAUGCAGUGGAGUCUUUGAUUGGUGCUCAUCUUUUGGAGCUAGGUCCUACAGCAACGUUAAAAUUCAUGAAAUGGUUAGGAUUAAAGGUACUUACUGAGCCAGUACAAACAGAACCACCGCUUUUGCGAUUUAUCGACACAGCUGAGCAGCCAGAUCAGUCGCUGAAGAAGUUGAAUGAUAUGUGGAUCCAAUUUCAAUUUUCGAAACUGGAAGAUUGUAUUGGUUACCGCUUCAGUGACCGAGCAUACCUAUUGCAGGCAUUUACGCAUGCUUCUUAUUAUAAAAACAGGAUAACGGGCUGCUAUCAGCGCUUAGAAUUUCUUGGUGAUGCCGUUCUAGACUACGUUAUCACACGAUUCCUCUACCAACAUUCAGCACAUUAUAGUCCAGGUGUUCUUACGGAUCUUCGUUCAGCGCUUGUUAACAAUACUAUUUUUGCAUCAUUAGCUGUCAAGUACAACUUUCAUAAGCAUUUUAUCGCGAUGUGCCCCAGAUUGCACCAUAUGAUCGAGAAAUUUGUUUGUCUCUGUGCAGAAAAGAAUCUUUCGAGUGCAAAUUUCAAUGAAGAGAUGUACAUGGUUACAACAGAAGAAGAAAUUGAUGAGGGUGAAGAGGAAGAUAUAGAAGUCCCAAAAGCAAUGGGUGAUAUUUUCGAGUCGGUAGCUGGAGCCAUCUAUUUGGAUAGUGGGCGAAGCUUAGAUGUUGUAUGGAGAGUUUUCUAUAACUUAAUGAAAGAAACUAUAGAAGAGUGUUGUAGUAAUCCGCCACGUUCACCGAUUCGUGAACUGCUUGAAAUGGAACCUGAACGGGCUCGAUUUUCGAAAUUGGAGAGGAUACUGGAAACGGGAAAAGUACGUGUAACGGUUGAUAUCCAAGGCAAGUGUCGCUUCACUGGAAUGGGUAGGAGCUAUCGGAUAGCCAAAUGUACGGCAGCCAAACGAGCUCUUCGCUAUUUACGAAGUUUAAAGAAAGAGAAAGAACGAGAGGCUCAAAAGCAAUAA